This is a messenger RNA of Eupeodes corollae, 516 nucleotides long. RefSeq lists its product as uncharacterized. Lineage: Eukaryota; Metazoa; Arthropoda; Insecta; Diptera; Syrphidae. The transcript has 2 exons. The coding region runs from base 111 to 446 and encodes 111 amino acids. The record is from RefSeq and is a predicted model, not a curated record.
GCAAAAGAUCCAAAAACACCAUUGUAUUUUGAGGGUAUAAAUUGUCGUCCAAUUGAGAUCAAUUCAUCAUUGACAAGUACUUCGUUCUGUCUUCAACAACUAAAAUCAUCAUGAAAUUCCUUUUGUGUCUCGCCCUUUGCUUCGCCGCUGCCCAAGCUGGACUUGUAGGAGUACAAAAUGCCCUCGCUUACUCUGCUCCUUACACCACUUACUCAGCAGCAGUAGCUCCAGCCCCAGCACUUUAUAAUGCUCCAUUGGCCUACUCUGCAUAUCCUUCCGUAUACAGCGCAGGAUUGAACGCUCCAACUGUUUACAGCACUGCUGGUCUUGGAGUUGCUAGCCCUCUCGUUAGAUCUGCAUAUUAUGCUUCUCCAACUGUCUACUCUGCUGCUCCAAGUGUCUACUCUGCUGCUCCAGUUUUGACAAACACUUUGUUAAAGAAGUAAACAAUCGAAGAAUGAUUUUUGGAAAAUGGUGAUUGGAAAUAAAUAAAGAAUAUUUAAAAAUUGAAAAAUA